GAGCCUGCCCCGAAAACCCCUCACCGCCGUCACCGCCUCGCCAUGGCCGCUGCCUCCGCUGCCACUCUCUGGACGCCCAAGUAGCCGUGUGCGCAGCCCUCCAACGCCCCUCGCGCCCGCUUGUCGUGGCCGUCUCAACGCCGCCCGCCGUCGCCGCCAACACUAGACGUCAACAAGCACGCCCGCCCGCCCAGCAACCGCCCAUUGCCGCCCCCGACGGCCAUGCCACCCCCUCGAACCCGCUGCCUCACCCGCUGAACGACCACCCCCACCGCGGACGAUGCCCAUAGACCGCACCAGCAACAAUCCCGCCCGGCCGCUGAAGCCAACCCUCGCGACCACCCGCACCUCCAAGACACCCGUUGCCCCUCGACUCGCGCCCGCGGUCGCCAGCACGCCCGCCGCCCGCACAGCCCGCAGCGCUGCAGGGACCACGCCCCGCGUGCACACGGCAGUCUACGAGGAUGUCACGCCGGUAAAGGCCUUCAUCAGCAGCAAUGUCACGCCACGCUCGUCGUCGAGGAAAUCACGCGUCGGCGGCAGCGCCAACUCGACCCCGAGCGGCACGCCCUCGACCACGCCCAUCGCUUCCCGGCCAGCUUCCACCGUAGACUACCCGCAGAAAGAGCCUGGGCCUGGCUACGGCCAGGCCGGGUACGGACCCAACGGCUUCGGAGGCGCCCAAAGACGACCAAGAAGCACCGUAGGAACAAGCAAUCACCAAGUCACAUCCACGCCAAGGCUGCCUCUGUCAAACAUCUAUAGUAACGCCCCAGAACCAGGCAGAGCGCGUGGCCCAUCCGGCUCGUCCAUGUUCUUCCAUGCCAACGACGCUCGCACCACGCCAGAACCUCAACAGCCACCCCAGAAGAAGAGCCCCGUCUUCUUCUACGCCAAUGGCGACCAGGAUGCAAGCGCACCCUCUCCUACGGCACCUUCUCCGCCGUUGUCUGCGGUGGGAAGAAUGCAAGCAGAGAGCAAAUUCUUCCACGCAAAUUCGCUACCGGACCACAGGGACAGCCCGCCAGCACUGACACCUCCGCCAAUCUCCGCAUCGCCCGAACCAUGGGCCAGUCUCCAUCCUGCAGACAGUCAGCACGCCCUGCGUCCACCAUCUCCUGCCAAGGAAAACAUACAUCUUUCGUACAGAAAGGGUGCGUCUCAAGUCAUCAGACCUAACCUCCAAACCAGAAAUUCGGCCCUUUCCAUCAUUUCAGGAUUCCACGGCUCCGACGUGGGAGCUGAUAACUCGACGAGACGAUCCAGUGUCACUUCGGCUGUCCGCUUCAGCCAUGCAAAGAGCGCAAGCCUCAGUUCCAUUGACUCCGUGCAGUCACUGAAGAAAAACUCGGCCCAUGACCAGCCUCAUAUCACGCCUAGUCCGCUCCAUAAUGAGAAACGAGUCGUGAGCACUGGCUCGCUUCCGGAAAGUGUAGCAGCUGUACCGACAGAGACGAUGACCGCCAUGUCGGCUUUGCCAUCCCCAAACGGUGACAGUCCAACUAAACUAGGCCCGGGGGGUAAGAGCAUGUUGGAACACAUGAACGAAUUAGCAGCGAAUGCACGACGCGAGCGCAAAGUGCUCGACCUCGAGAUUAGCAACAACUCGUUGCUCGCCAUUAACCGAUCGCUCGAGAGGGAGAUGCGGAAGCAGAAGGCUGAGCUACGACGCUUCCGACGCAUGAGCAGGGCUGGACGAUUUACCGCCGAUACCAUAUCCAGCUUGGAAGAAUUCUCCGCAGUUGGUGUGUCUGAGUUGGGAGAUCUAUCGGACAUGUCCGACGACGAGCCUGACGAAGUCGAAUCUGAGGACCAUAGUGACUCAUCCUUUGACGAAAGCGCCAUGAGCGAGGGCGCAUUAGCGGAACGUGAUGAAGCCCACCGGCUACGCGAUGAGAAACGACUACGACUGGAUCUUUCGAAACACCGAGAGCUUCUCGCUGAUAGCGCGAAAAUGAACCAGAGCUUGAAGCGCUGUCUGAACUGGACAGAAGAGCUCAUCAAAGACGGGCAAAAAGCACUCGCGUACCAAGUACGCGUCAGCGACGUCCAGCUAGGAGGUCGCGUGUUAGAGCCAGAAGAGCAGCCUGAAGCAGACCAAGACGAAGAGUCCCAUGGCCUCUUAAGCCCGUGGAGUCCUCCUCACCGAGAAUUGAACCCCAUGGACGGCUCUCCACCAUCCAAUCCAGAUCGAGACAGCGGCAUCGACAUCGACGGAAUGAAGUCCGCAAUAUCUGGAUUACAGAGCUUCAUAUCACCUCUUGCGUCGCCCCUAUAACAUCAAAACCACCAUACUUUUCAAUUUCCUUGUCCUACAAUUAAGCACACUAUCCCGGCGUUUUGGUUUCCUUGUUUCGGCGUUCCAUCCAACUUCCACAUCACGGCUGUAUCCUUCCCUCGGCGCAACCGGCACCAUACGUCCAGUGUGAUCUCGACGUCCUACGAAUCUUUCCUUUGUCAAAUACCCCCAUUGGCGGCGCGCCGCGCCCAGUACAUAGUAUCGCCCGCACGCCAUUUCCUUAAUGUGUUGAACCUAGUCCCGCUCGCAGACUGUGUGUUGGAGAUGCUUGACGGGCCUGGUCCUGCGGUUGGAUUAUAACGCAGUCGCAAUAACGGCCGGCCUGCCGCACGUUUUCUCUGGCUGAAGCGGCUGUAUUUUAUUUGUAUGAUACCCCCAACCACUGUUGUGCUGUAGCUAGCGAAUUCAAAGCUC
Messenger RNA from Paraphaeosphaeria sporulosa, 2713 nucleotides. RefSeq lists its product as uncharacterized. The coding region runs from base 281 to 2278 and encodes 665 amino acids. Lineage: Eukaryota; Fungi; Ascomycota; Dothideomycetes; Pleosporales; Didymosphaeriaceae. The record is from RefSeq and is a predicted model, not a curated record. The transcript has a single exon.